GUGGCAGAAGCCAGUGUACCUCCGUAAGUAGUGCGUGGUGUUUGUCUCGAGGUGAGCUCGUGGCUGUGGAUUUAUAACGACCUUGCUGUAGAUACGGAGAGCCGAAGGAGGCUCAGGCAGAAAUCUCGGAAGGCUGGCCAACAUGUCUUCCCUCCUGCGAGCCUUGUUCACCGGAACCAGCAAACAUAAGAAGCUCUCGGAGGAAUGGGCCACCCUGCGCGAGCCAGUGGUGGAGGGCGUCACCUUCUACUGUAAAUACCUGGGCUCUACCUUAGUGGACGACCCCAAGGGUGAGGCGGCCACGGCGGAGGCGAUCAAGCGCAUCAUCCACACAGCCAAGCAGGUGGCGCGCAAGCCGGAGCGAGUAGCACUUCAUGUAUCCCUAAAAGGCAUUCGCAUGGAGGACGGAAUGACCAAGGAGCUGCUGCUGCAAACCUCCAUCUACAAAAUCUCUUACUGUUCUGCCGACGCCCACUACGACCACGUCUUCGCCUUCAUCGCCACCAAUGACAACGAGACGUGCGAGUGCCACGCCUUCCUCUGCCCUAAGCGGAAGAUGGCUCAGGCAGUGACCAUCUCCAUUGCCCAGGCAUUCAACCUCGCCUAUGAAUGCUGGAAGAUGUCCCUCGAAAAUAAGGAAAGUGAAGAGACGUAUGGACAUGAGGAGCUGCCUGCCGAGGUGACGGUUGGAUCAGCAACCAUCCACAGUGGGGCACGGCCAUCUCAAUCACAGCCCUCCUCCCAGGCCUCCUCACCCAUACCUAUUCGUUCAGACUUCGGCUCCUCGGACAUGAGCACCUCAGGUUACCAGUCCAGUAACCAAGCUUUGUUGAUUGACCUGGAGGACUCUUCAGAGCACCCCAGCACCACCACUCAACCUCACACCAAGACCCCUACACUCCCCAAACCCCUGAACACCCUUGAUGACCUCGACGAUAUUAGUGAUGGAUUCUCAAGAUUAGCUUUAAGGCGCGGAAAUCCACCCCAGCCCCUGACUGGGAUGAGCCAUCUGGGACUGGCCGAUCUCGGUCUUGCAGCAUUCACGGGUCACCAAGCAGCUUCUCCGACCGAGAAUGGCUUUUGGCCGUCAACUAGUCCCUCUCAAGCUGCCUCACCCCUGGCUACGUCCCCUCCAGACCCAUGGGGAGGCCUGGGCCAAUCUCCCCCUGAGGCAUGGGAGAUGUUCUCACGCUCACCGAACACUGCCUUCCUACACUCCUGCCAGUCUCCACCUUCAUCCUCCAUGUUUCCCACCACACUCUUCUCCCCUCCUCAUCCUAUUCAGUCUCCUCCUCCUAUUCAGUCACCUCCUCCUCCUGUUCAUUCAGCUCCACAGGUAGUGCAGUCAGAUUUGAAGUCACAUCCCCCAACAGUUCAGUCACCCUCAGACACUAACCCCUUCCCUUUUCCCACAUUCUCUACAACAGGAGAACCCAAUGAUCCCUUCUCUAUCAAACUGCCCCAGCAGAAAUGUCACAAUAAUGAGCAGCUCCCUUCUCUCCCCCUCUCACCUGUCUCACCUGUCAGUCCCAAUGGAAAUGAGAACCCCUUCCUUUCCACCACCAAUCCCUUCAUUGCACCUCCCACCCCAUUGAAGGAGAUGGCUAACAGCUCCCCGCAGCCACCUGUGGAGUGCCCUAGGGUUUUAGUUGCCUCAGGAAGUAGUGGUUGUAGCCCUGGCCGUCCUGUGUGGACUGCAGACCUGUUCAGUGGCUCCAAGAAUAAAGACGUCAUAUGUUCUUAGUUUAGUAUAUUGGAAUUUUUUGUACUGGAAACUUUUAUUAUUGAAUUUGUUGUAGUAUAUGUCAUGUUUCAGUCACUUUUCCCUGUGUUUAUUUUAUGUAUUAACUUGUUAUUUUGAUGCAUAAUGUGUAGCCUUUGUAAGGAAGGAAUACAUUUGCAUUUUCAUGUCCAUUGUACACAAGGAUUUGAUGUCCCACUUGGAGACACUUCUUAUUCUUAAGAUGCAUCAGCCAGACAUUGCUUACUCUGCCUUUUCUGAUUUAUAUAGGUAGCACUCAAGUAUGGAAGAAAAAAUAGCACAAAGAGAUGUCAAGGAAGUGUAAAGUACUGCAGCUUAAGACUAAGAUAUCUUUUUCACAGAUCUUGACAAUCUUGACACUCUUUAGUGAAUUUUUCUUUCCUUGUAUAAAAAUUAUAAAACUGAACAAAAUAUGAACGUCUAUGUGAUGGUGCCAUGAUAUUUAUUUACUAUGAGUGGCAAUUUUUUCCCUAUAUUGGAUUCCAGUGCUUCAUAUCAUUCUUGGAUGCCAUCUGUUUGUGAGAAAUGGCCAUAUGUAUAAAACGUGUACAAAAGAAAAUACCACAGUCAUGUGCAAAGUUUCUCUGAAAGUUAUGCAUAGAAAUAACAUUUAUGGUUAUCAGUUUUGUAUACAAAAAGGCAAGGAAUGUGUAAAUGUCCCUGCUGUAAAUUGCAGUUUCAAUACAUUUUGGAAUCUUUCAUCAUCACUAUAAAUAUUUAGACUUUU
Molecule: messenger RNA, 2489 nt
Organism: Portunus trituberculatus (swimming crab)
Lineage: Eukaryota; Metazoa; Arthropoda; Malacostraca; Decapoda; Portunidae
Product: low density lipoprotein receptor adapter protein 1-B-like
Exons: 8
Coding region: 143-1744 (533 amino acids)
Source: RefSeq, a predicted model, not a curated record